CGCUAAACUGCCAUGACAUCAUCAUUUGCUGCCACAGUAUAUGUCUCUUCUCUGUCUUAUAACCAAAAUCUUCCGCGGAUCAUAUUCUCCGGUAUUUAAAAAAAUAUAGAAAUCACACCCAUGUCCUAGAACUACAUAGUUACUUUCUGACACCUGGGGAACAUCAGAAAAAAUCUAUUGGAGACCAUUUACAGAUUCGAUUUUUUAGCUUCUUAAAGUGGCUAGAGCUCUUGCCCGUUUCAAUGGAAAGGCUUUACUCUCGAUCCAUGUAAACUUCCGCCUGCGGUAGAAGUGAUGAGGCCAGGGUGUCGCCAUUUUGAAUGUCAAGUUGUAUGUUUUUGGAUGUCUUAGUUUUCUUCGUGAUUAAUACGACUUUAGUCGUUGGCCUCCUUUUCAAAGGUGACUGUUCUUCAUGGUGUCAGAAUGCCCUUGUGUUGGUGAACUGGGAGAAAUACACUCUUGCCAGAGAGAUUGCAGACCUUAAACUACCUCCUUUGUUUCCGCCUUAUCAGAAGAUGCCGGCCCCCAUAAGAUUGCGGGAAUUGAUCCGGACAAUCCGGACGGCUCGGACCCAGGCGGAAGAACGUGAAAUGAUCCAGAAGGAGUGUGCAGCAAUCAGAUCAAAUUUCAGAGAAGAAGACAAUACAUAUCGUUGUCGAAAUGUUGCUAAGUUGCUUUAUAUGCACAUGCUUGGUUAUCCUGCACACUUUGGGCAGCUGGAGUGCCUAAAACUGAUAGCCUCUCAGAAAUUUACAGAUAAAAGAAUUGGGUACCUAGGAGCAAUGUUGUUGUUAGAUGAAAGACAAGAUGUUCAUCUCCUGAUGACUAACUGCAUAAAGAAUGAUUUGAAUCAUAGCACACAGUAUGUCCAGGGGCUGGCACUGUGCACCCUUGGUUGCAUGGGCUCUUCAGAAAUGUGUAGAGACCUAGCAGGAGAGGUAGAGAAACUCCUCAAAACUUCAAAUUCGUAUUUAAGGAAAAAGGCAGCACUCUGCGCAGUCCAUGUUAUUAGAAAGGUACCUGAGCUUAUGGAAAUGUUCUUACCAGCCACAAAAAACUUACUGAAUGAAAAGAAUCAUGGUGUCCUUCACACUUCAGUUGUCCUUCUUACAGAAAUGUGUGAAAGAAGCCCUGACAUGUUAGCGCAUUUCAGAAAGAAUGAAAAGCUCGUGCCUCAACUUGUACGCAUUCUGAAGAACUUGAUCAUGUCUGGGUAUUCACCAGAGCACGAUGUCUCUGGAAUCAGUGAUCCAUUCCUACAGGUGCGAAUAUUAAGGUUACUAAGAAUUUUAGGUAAGCAUGAUGACGACUCAAGUGAAGCAAUGAAUGACAUACUUGCACAGCUGUGCAACAGUUUCCGUGCAGGGGAAGGUUAUUUGGAUGCGAUAUUAUUUGGCAAAGUGAAAAUAAAUAAAAGGAUUUUUCAUACCCUGACCAUAAUGGAUUUAAAUGAUAUCCUUGAAGGCCUUUCGGCAGAUAAGGACAACUUAGAAGUAUUCAGACUCAAUACAGGCCAGGUCUCCACGACAGAUAACACUACAAUUAAUCUUAAAGAAAAAUGUGGGACUAUUUUUUCAAAGUUACAUAGACAAAUGAAAGCCCUCAGAACAAAUAUAUGGCAUUUAAAGCUUUUUAAAGCAUACAAAAUUAAAGAUAUAACACCAAGAGGACUUCGUAUUAAGUUGCAACCCUUAGUGGCUAAUAUUGACAAUGAAUUAAGACAAGAUUGGGCUACUGCCCAACAUCAGGCAUCCAUGCUGUUUGUCGACAGUCUUUCCAAAUACUAUGAAAGAAAUAUUGAAACUCUAACUACAGAAUUACAAAUGACUUGUUUGGAAGCGGAAACAUUUUCCAGUACUGAUUACUAUCAGGACCAUUUAUCCCAAUUAGCCAAGGAAUUGACAAACAUAGAACAAGAUCUUAAGAAAAGAAAAAUACAUAAAUUCAAUAGAGAUUUAGGGGAUUAUGAAAAAGGAAAACCCUUUGUAACUUCAAAAAAUGUGAGGUUUAGUGAGAGUACACAUAAACCACCCAGGGGAAAGAAAAGACCUAGACCUAUUCUCAAGAAACAUGACAGUAGACACAGUCUUACUUCUGAUGAUGAUUUUUCAUCUACUACAGAAGAUGAGUCUAAUUCUCAAAGAUCUAUUGGGUUUAGGUUUGGAAAAUCUACAUUUGUACCACCAAUGGAUAAAUAUGUGUCUAUAUUCAAGGAUUGUGUUAUGAAGGAUUUACAUUUUUCCAAAGAUCCUGAGGGUUGUCGUAAUAAUCUUAACCGACAAGAAUGUGAAGCACUUAAGCAACUACAACAAAAUAGAAAUAUUGUGAUUACAUCUGCAGAUAAAGGUGGAGGUAUUGUGGUUAUGGACUACUUAAAAUAUAAGGCAGAGGCACUGAAACAGUUAUCUCAAACGCAGUUUUAUUUAAAGAUGGUAGUGGAUCCCACCCCCAACUUUAAAACUGAUAUUGAUUCAUUCAUAGAUUUAGCUGUGGAGGAGGAUAUCAUCACCCCCCAAGUGGCCAACCAACUGAAGGUUUCAGAACCAAUGCCACAGUACCUCUAUUUAAUACCCAAGACACAUAAAGAUUUAAUGAAUCCACCAGUUAUCAUGGCAGAAUCUGCUUGCCAUGAGGUACAGUCUGCUAAGAAGGCCAAGAAGUCUAGCUGCGAGUCUGCUGCUGUCCAGUCUCCACCGGAUGUCUCUUUUGAGAAUGUUAUGUGGAUUUUCUGGAUUUUGAUCACCUUGAACUCUUUAUAUGUUUGUGAACUUAUUGACGUAGAGCUCAGAAGUUUGUCAGGUAGGCUUGCACCUUUAUACUUAAUUAUGUUUUGUAAUUUUUUUUUUCUGCAGGUAUUGGCUAUUAACAUCUUAGGACGAUUCUUGUUAAAUAAUGACAAAAACAUUAGAUAUGUGGCUUUAACAUCCUUGUUAAAGACUGUACAGACUGAUCAUAAUGCUGUUCAGAGGCACAGAAGCACGAUAGUUGAUUGCCUUAAAGAUUUGGAUGUGUCCAUUAAAAGGCGUGCAAUGGAACUCAGUUUUGCCUUAGUAAAUGGUAAUAAUAUUCGAGGAAUGAUGAAGGAACUGCUUUACUUCCUUGACUCCUGUGAUCCAGAGUUUAAAGCUGACUGUGCUUCUGGAAUCUUUCUUGCUGCAGAAAAGUAUGCUCCUUCUAAGAGAUGGCACAUAGACACAAUCAUGAGAGUCUUGACAACGGCUGGUAGCUAUGUAAGGGAUGACUCUGUUCCAAAUCUUAUACAGCUUAUCACAAAUAGCGUGGAAAUGCAUGCAUACACCGUGCAAAGACUCUACAGAGCUACUCAGGAGGAUAUAUCCCAGCAACCCUUAGUACAAGUGGCAUCUUGGUGUAUGGGAGAGUAUGGAGAAUUGCUCGUAUCAGGACAAUGUGAAGAGGAUGAACCUAUUCAGGUCACAGAGGAUGAAGUGUUGGAUAUUUUGGAAAGCAUUUUGAUAUCAAACAUGUCAGUAUCUGUAACAAGAGGAUAUGCUUUAACAGCAAUUAUGAAACUUUCUACAAGGUUUAACAGUACUUUAAAUCGAAUUAAGAAGAUAGUAUCUGUGUAUGGAAGCAGUAUUGAUGUGGAGCUGCAGCAGAGGGCUGUUGAGUAUAAUGCACUUUUCAAAAGAUAUGAUCAUAUGAGGUCAGCUCUUUUAGAAAGAAUGCCGGUUAUGGAAAAAACUACUGCUAAUGGUCCCACAGACAUAAUACAGACAAAUGGAGAAGUGGAGCCAGGACUUUUAGAGGCCAGACCAACGCCUUCUGUACCACAGCCUGUCAGCCAAGCAAAUGAUUUGCUAGACUUGCUUGGAGGAAAUGAUGUAACACCAGUAAUUCAGACUGCAGUUGUUACAAAACCAGCAUCAGCAGGUGGAGAGCUUUUGGAUCUCUUGGGUGAUCUCAACCUGUCAGGUGUUCCUGCUCCAACUGCUAUGCCUUCAGUGACACAGCAUUUCAUUCUGGAUGAUGGAAUAGCAUCACAGCCUUUGUUUAACGAUAUUGCCACAGGAAUUCCUACAAUGACUGCAUACAACAAAAAUGGCUUAAAGAUAGAUUUCUCCUUUGAGAGGUCCAACACAAAUCCUAAUAUUACGGUUAUAACAAUGGCUGCCUUCAACACCACUGAAGCAGAUAUGACAGACUUUGUGUUCCAGGCCGCUGUACCAAAGACAUUCCAGCUCCAGCUGCUGUCCCCCAGCAGUAAUGUUGUCCCAGCAUUGAACACAGGAUCCAUCACACAGGUCAUUAAAGUUCUGAAUCCACAUAAGCAGCAACUGCGGAUGAGGAUUAAGCUGACGUACAAUCAUAAAGGUGCUGCAGUACAGGACCUGGCCGAGGUGAACAACUUUCCUGCACAAUCCUGGCAGUGAGAGGUCAUUACCAUCUUUCUCAUUCCCCUACUCAAAUGAAAACUCUUCAGGAAAGGUCUUGAGCCCUGGCUGGGCCCUAUGGAAUUAUUGACAGCAGCAUCAGUUUUCCUACCAAGCUCAGGGCUGAGUGGAGCCGAACAGAAUGAGCCCCAAAAGUCUCUCUCCAGUUAAUGGCAAAUAUGUCUGCACCUUUAUCUUGCCUUCAUUUUAAAGGAUAUUUACGUCUGGAAUACUCUAUGUUCUCAAGUGUCUCCCACCAGAAAAGAACAUAUAAACAUACAUGCGUGUGUGUGUGUAUGUGUGUGUAUGUAUGUAUAUAUAUAUAUAUAUAUA
This is a messenger RNA of Protopterus annectens (West African lungfish), 4724 nucleotides long. RefSeq names its product adaptor related protein complex 1 subunit gamma 1 (gene AP1G1). Gene Ontology annotation, cellular component: AP-1 adaptor complex; membrane coat. NCBI's taxonomy places the organism in Eukaryota, Metazoa, Chordata, Ceratodontiformes, Protopteridae. The record is from RefSeq and is a predicted model, not a curated record. The coding region runs from base 321 to 4391 and encodes 1356 amino acids. The transcript has 28 exons. Gene Ontology annotation, molecular function: clathrin-cargo adaptor activity. Gene Ontology annotation, biological process: receptor-mediated endocytosis; Golgi to vacuole transport; intracellular protein transport.